Emys orbicularis (European pond turtle) is the source of this 1862-nucleotide messenger RNA. RefSeq names its product vimentin type intermediate filament associated coiled-coil protein (gene VMAC). The record is from RefSeq and is a predicted model, not a curated record. The transcript has 2 exons. Lineage: Eukaryota; Metazoa; Chordata; Testudines; Emydidae. The coding region runs from base 1 to 549 and encodes 182 amino acids.
AUGUCGGCGCCACCGGCCGUACAGAUCCGCGAGGCCAAUGCGCACCUUGCGGCGCUGCACGGGCGCGUGGCGGAGCUGGAGCGGCGGCUGGGCGCGGCCGAGCGCACGGUGCGCGGGCAGGCGGAGAGUCUCAUCCGCAAGGACGGCGAGCUGCGCGCGGCGCUGCGGGAGCUGGGGGCUGCCAAGGACAGAGAAAUUACUGCUCUGCAGCAGAAGCUGCUCUCAUCUGAGGAGACAAUUCAGAAGCUGUUGAAUGUUAUCCAGAAAAAAGAUGACUUAAUUGUACAGCUGAAGCACAGGAGUCAUCUUCUGACUAAAAUCUGCAGAAACCGACCCAUCCUGGACAAUCUUCUGUCUUACAUGGCAGAAGGGGAACAGUUAAGUACCCUUCCAGGGACCCAAAGUGAUUCCAGUUCUCCGGUUCAUGACGAGUUCCAGGAGUCAAACUGCAUCACCAACCAGAUAUCAAAGCACAAAGACUUCUCUCUCAGUGAAGAUGACCUGGAAGAUCAGGAAUUGGAUACGAGCCAGUUUGGGACGACAGUGUGAACUGAGUGUGGAACAUGACCUUUGUUACAAAUGCUCCAGUUCCGAUUUUCAAACAUCCUUCUGUUUUUUAAUCUUGUCCUGAAAGAACCAGGUUCAGAUGGGAGUCUGUCCCCCACUCCCUCAGUUCUUGCAAGUAGCCUUUUCUAUACCUCCUUCAUUGAGGACUCAGGAAAGUAGGCUUUAUGCAAUACUACCUACUUGAGCGGAUACUAAACCUUGAUGAAAUGGGCACUUAUGGGUUUUCCACUGUUCCUUUAUCAUGGGGAUCUUUUAAUUCCUCCUGUCCUUCAGUAUUUACUUUCCUCUGUGACCCCAAACACUUCAUGUUAAGGAUACUUAAGUCAAACGCUAUAUGCAUAGUAGAUCUUCCAGCACUGGUGGCCAAAUGUAUCACCAUCCACUUUCAGCUUCUGUUGGCCUAAGUGCUGCUCCUCAUCCAGGUCUGCUGUAUAUCAGAGCCAUAGACAGUGAUUGAUUAGAGCAGGAUGUUUAUAUACCAAAUUCUAGGACGUGAUGUCUGAGUCUAUAAACCUAUAAAAUAUUGUGCAGUCUUGGGAAUGAAAAAUCUAAGUGCUCAAAGUUCUACAUGUUUCAGUCAAAGGACGUAUUAAAUUAGUGAAAAGCUAUCUUUUCUGGGAAGUUUGGCUGCAUUGAUUUUAGUUAUAUGUUGAAUUCCUAACCUGGUGUUUUGUUUUUGAGAUUAGAUUUGUUAGUUAAGGUUAAUCAAAUCUCUUUUCUUUUGCUCUAUGGAGUUAGCACAGAAAGAAGGAAACUAGUGUAUGGGUUUGAGGCAGAUUCACAAUGUAAAUGGAGGGAAUCCAUUUUCUGAAAUUCACUUUUUUCCAGAUUGUGUCUUGUCUGUUUUAAAAUUAGAGUGGAGGAAUUAAGGGGAAAAUAUCACAUUCACUAGUAAGAGGUGUAGUCACUACAGUUGGUGGUGGGAUUUUAAGGAAUGUUAUGCAUAAAGUUAAGUUUCUGGGUAGAAAGGUUGGUUUCUGACUUGAUCACUCUGACUUGCAUUUAAAACUUGGUAGAAAAUUUAAUCUAUUUUUAAGCUUUUUAAAAUUCUGCCUCUACUGUCCUCUUACAGCUUUAAGAUUGGCACCAGUCACUGAAUGGAAACUUUGCUGCUGCACAAAGUGGCCAGCUGUAACCUUUCUGCCUUUGUCUAGAACAUGUAGAUUUUCUCUGUGGUCUAACCAGAUUUCUUUUCCAAAUUCAUCUUGUUUAAACUCUCUGACUGACAGCAGCUCUAUAUGCAAUUCCCUGUAGCUGGCUAAGUACUUUUUUAUAUCUAUCAUAAAGACCUGCUU